Molecule: messenger RNA, 1808 nt
Organism: Scylla paramamosain (green mud crab)
Lineage: Eukaryota; Metazoa; Arthropoda; Malacostraca; Decapoda; Portunidae
Exons: 2
Coding region: 147-1313 (388 amino acids)
Source: RefSeq, a predicted model, not a curated record
CAAAUAGAUAAGAAUGAGUAUACACAUUCAUGCUUCCGCUGCUUUAGUCACCACUAGACCAAGACGUCACGGCAUUACUUUCAGGAUGUGGUUUUCUGAUUUUCUCUGCCCUCCCUGCUUACAUAUACACACACACGCACACAGUCAUGGGAAGAGUCUUGCCACCACCACAGCUGCUGCUGCUGCUGCUGCUGCUGCUGUUGCUGGUAUCACUGAGUCCUGGAGGCGCACAAAGUCCCAAUCUGGCCCUGGACUGCAAUGCUGUUCUCAUAGUAGUGAAGAAACUACAAAAGCAAAUCAUAAGUAGCAAGCAGUUUACAUGGAGUGAAGCAUUUUCAAAUUCUUCUCUGUUUGUGAAGCCUGAGAGUGACUUUGAGGGCGUCCGUCUUAAUGUGCAGUCAAAUGACAGCACUAACCAUCACCAAACUGUCUUGUUCCCUGCCGAGGAGUGUUUGCCGCGCAAUGGCAAGUGGCUGCAAUUUGAUACAGGGAUACGGAAAAGAAGGAAGAGGCAUGUAUUGUACGCUAGUUGUGGUAAAAGCCGUAAGGGAUACACUAUCAGCGUCCUGCAAGGCGUUCAUACCCUCAGUGUGGAGGCUCACGGCUCUUCCAGGUGGAUAAAAGGAUUCCUACCCAAGGGCUGUGACGUCAUUCUUCCUAGUACAUCCGAGAACGAACAACUGGCCACCAGCAAGAAGUCUUCAUCCUCUGCCACCACCACCACGACCACCUUUUCCUCAGGGACACAGGAAAGAAUGAUAAUCAUAGCGUCAACAGCAGGAGUGGUGGUUUUCGUGGUAAUGGUGGUGGUAAUAGUCUGUCGGAAAUGGAAUUCCAUGGUAUCACGAAUUAAGGCGAGGUUUCAGUCUCAGCCUACCGUCCCCCGCUGCCACCUGCAGUUCACCACAGGCCAGGGACUCACCGUAGACCAAGACAAUGAAGGUUUCUAUUACGAUAUCAUGCCUAACGGCACAGCACGCCGAGUGAUGGUGUCGCAGCCUGCACAAUCCCAGCCUGAAGUCCCCAACCACCACUUGCAGUUCACUACCGGCCAGGGAUACACCCCAGAUCAAGACGAGGAAGCCGUCUAUUACGAAAUUCUGCCUAACCUCACAGAACGUCGAGUGAUAAUGUCACGGCCCGCACAUGACUCGGAGGAACCCUUGUACAGUGAUAUAAUGCCCGAACUUGACGUGCAACCUCGCUCACCUUUUUACGAAAAUGUGCUUUUGCACGGUGGUGCUGCCAUCCCUCACGGUCGCCUGGAGGCUCAAGGAGUCAGUGUGUCACACAUCCACGGCACGGUGCUGUAGACAACCUGCACUGCAGGCUGGAAAAUAUAGCCAGAAGACUGUAAGAAAACCAAUAACUGUGUUUUGUGAAGGAGCAGCAUUUAGGGAGACCAGUUCUUCAAGUAUUUGUCAAUGUUGUCUUGUGAUUUGCUUAGCUAGGUUUAUUUUACCAGAACUGAUCUUUGUUCGAUGGUUUGUCCAAGAGUGGCCUUGGUUGACUGGUGCAGCCCAGUGACCAGUGCGCACUCCCUGUUGGGGCGGUGGACCAGUGUGCACUCCUUGCUGGGGCGCCGGAUCAGUGUGCACUCCUUGCUGGGGCGCCGGACCAGUGUACACUCCCUGCUGGGGCGCCGGAGCAGCGUGCACUCCCUGCUGUGGCGCCGCACAGAGGUGUGAUGAAAACCAAAGUUCCAAGAUAGCACGCUCAAAAAUCAGGAAAUUACUUGCAUAGCAUUAAGGCACUAUUUUCAGAAUUAUUGUUGACUUUGCGAUGUCAGUGUAAUAAAUACCGAAGCU